AGCUCAGCCAAUGUGCACGUCUGGUGGGCGGUACCGGGGAAGGAUGCGGCCUGUGUGGGCUUCCAGGCGUUUUGACGGCGGAAGUAAAUGAGAUCUGGGAAUCGGAUUUGGAGGCGAAGAGGAGUACCUUAGGAUAAAACGCUCGAAGAAGGUCACCAUGGGACCAGAGACUUCACAGGCACAGAAUUCUAAUUGCAAGAUUAUGACAUUUAGACCUACCUGGGAGGAGUUUCAGGACUUUGGAAAAUACAUGGCAUAUAUAGAGUCUCAAGGUGCACACAGGGCUGGUUUGGCUAAGAUUAUCCCUCCAAAAGAGUGGCGACCGAGACGGACUUAUGAUGAUCUGGAUGACAUGGUUAUUCCUGCCCCAAUCCAACAGGUUGUUACUGGCCAGUCUGGCCUUUUUACUCAGUACAACAUACAGAAGAAGCCCAUAACUGUGGGAGAAUAUCGUAAAUUGGCCAACAGUGACAAGUACUGUACCCCACGGCACCAAGAUUUCGAUGAUUUGGAGCGUAAAUAUUGGAAGAAUUUGACUUUCAUGUCCCCCAUAUAUGGAGCAGAUAUAAGUGGCUCUCUCUAUGACAAUGAUGUACGUCUAUGGAACAUUGCCAGUCUUAAUACUCUACUAGAUAUGGUGGAACAUGAACGUGGCAUUAUUAUUGAAGGUGUUAAUACACCCUACCUCUAUUUUGGGAUGUGGAAGACAACAUUUGCUUGGCACACUGAGGACAUGGAUCUCUACAGCGUUAACUAUCUACACUUUGGUGAACCUAAAUCUUGGUAUGCAAUUCCUCCUGAACAUGGAAAAAGAUUAGAGCGCCUAGCAAAAGGUUUUUUUCCUGGCAGUUCUCAAGGGUGUGAUGCUUUUCUGAGACACAAAAUGACUCUAAUUUCCCCUUCAAUUUUGAAGAAAUAUGGGAUUCCUUUUGACCGGAUCACACAAGAAGCUGGUGAGUUUAUGAUAACAUUUCCAUAUGGAUAUCAUGCUGGAUUUAAUCAUGGAUUCAACUGUGCAGAAUCCACAAAUUUUGCCACUUUGCGCUGGAUUGACUAUGGCAAAAUGGCUACACAGUGUACAUGUCGGAAAGACAUGGUCAAGAUUUCUAUGGAUGUGUUUGUAAAGUUCCUUCAACCUGAUCGAUAUGAAAUGUGGAAACAAGGAAAAGAUUUUACCUCCCUAGAUCAUCUGAAACCAACUGAAUUAACAAGUCCUGAGCUGGAGGCUUGGCUUAAUAGAAAAGCCCAGGGAAAAGCUGGUCGUAGGACAUAUAGGAAGCGUUCCCAGCCUCGCAGGCAAAAAAUACAAGAUCAAAAACUUUUAAGAGCAGUGCUUGGCCCAGAUGCUAUUCCAGAAGAGGGAGAGGAUGAAAUCAAUAAUUGUGGGCAGUUCAUUGACAAUAAGUGUCCUGAAGGCAGUGACUACUCUUUGGACCUCACAGAAGAAGAAUUCAAGCCAAGACAGCUUAUUCCUACAGUCUAUGUUGUACCACGUACAAAGAAGGUUGUGUUUGACAAGUCAAGGAUGUCAUGCCAGGAAGCUUUUGAACAUUUUGCAACAGAAAAAAAUAAGUGGGACCCAACAGAACAUGACCGAAAACAAGGACAGGCUUCUCUUGAUAGUCCAAAGAAACAUGGAGUACCUAAGCAUGCUGUCCUUUUCUCUAAAAUGGAGAUUAAAAAGAGCAGACGCCAUCCAUUAGGCAGGCCGCCUUCACGCUCCCCUAUGUCUGUGGUGAAGCAAGAUGUAUCCAGUGAUGAUGAUUCUAUCCCUUUCUCUGGUGAGGAAGAUACUGGGGAUCCAGAAACCUUGCCAAGCCUUUUGUCACAUUUAUGGAAGAACAAGCCUUUAAAUUUUUUAGCAGAGAGAAAAUUUAAUUCUGUGGCUGCUCUCACAGAACCAUACUGUGCAGUAUGCUCUCUCUUCUCUCCUUUCCCUCAGGAGGUUUCUCACCUGUCAGAUUCGGUCUUCUCAAAACAAGGGCAAAGAACAAAACCAGCUGUUCCAGAAAUGUGUUUUACCCCCAGUGAGAGUAGUGUGGAUCCAAUGCCAGUCAACACUUAUAUUGGAGAAGAUAAUACCAGUCCACUGCUGUCAUGUGCCAAAUGCUUUUUACAAGUCCAUGCAAGUUGUUAUGGAAUCCACCCUGAUUUGGUUAAGGAGAACUGGACCUGUUCACGGUGUGCUGCCAGUGCGUGGAGUGCUGAGUGCUGCCUGUGUAAUUUGCGAGGGGGUGUGUUACAGGUCACUACAGAUAAAAGGUGGGUUCACAUUGUCUGUGCUGUGGCAGUCCCAGAAGCUCGUUUUGUAAAUGUGAUUGAGCGUCAACCAGUCGAUGUCAGUGGUAUUCCAGAGCAACGGUGGAAACUGAAAUGCGUAUUUUGCCGGAGUAAAAUCCGCAAAGAGGUUGGUGCCUGUGUCCAGUGCUCAGUUGAUCGAUGUUCCACCUCUUUUCAUGUCACAUGUGCACACAUGGCUGGCAUUUCUAUGAAGCCCGAUGAUUGGCCAUAUGUUGUAUCAAUUACCUGCUUCAAGCACAUGGGUGCAAAUCAAUGUAAUACGGUUUCUAGAGAAGUCUGUGUUGGCCAAACUGUAAUAAGUCGAAAUCGGAAUGGCCUGUACUAUCGAUGUCAGGUGAUUGGAUCAGCUACACAUAUUUUUUAUGAAGUCAAUUUUGAUGAUGGCUCCUACAGUGAUAAUGUAUAUCCUGAAAAUAUUAUGACCAGGGAUUGCAUUCAGGAUGGACCACCAGGAGAGGGCGAGAUGAUAGAGCUUAGAUGGAUUGACGGAAAUAUUUACAAAGCCAAAUUCAUUUCAUCAAAUGUCAGCUUAAUUUACCAGGUAGAGUUUGAUGAUGCAUCUCAGCUGAUGGUAAAACGCAAUGAAAUCUUUACAUUGGAUGAGCCGCUGCCAAAAAGAGUGAAAUGUCGAUUGUCACUCAGCACAGGAGCUCCUUUGGAGGACACUGAGGAUGUACAGAUCAUCAAGCGCCCAAGAAUGUCCAGUCCAGCAACAAACCAGAUAACGGAAAAUAAUGGGAUCCUUUUCGAAGUGAAAGAAACUAUCUCACAAAAUAGUUUUGAGCCAUCUGACUUUUAAUGACCCUGUCAUUCAGCUACUUUGAACAGCAGGCAGAGAAAUAUUUUCCAUAAUAUCUCAGUAUGUUGAAGGAACUUUAGUUAUUUUACUGACCAUAUGCUUGGAUAUAUCCUCUACACUGCAACAUGAUGAACCCAUAAUUCCAGUUAUGGACAGCAGCAAUUCUUUAGGUGCUAUCUCUAAAUUGCUUGUAAUUAACACCUAUUUUUGGAAACUUUUGAUUAAACUUUUAAAAAAAUAGCUUUAAAAUCUUUGUUUUUUAGGUCUUGCUUUGAAAUAAAAAACAAAACAAAAAAACAACCGGACAAUGAUAGAAUUGAUUAUUUAUGGGAUGUUUAUGUGAAACAGUAUUGUUAAUUAUAAUUGCCGCAGCUUAAAUGUAAGUCAGCUAAAAUCUCCCAACUGUAGAUAGAAAACAUUGUAAUUUUCAAUUUUACAUCAAUUAUCAAAUUUAUACUUGUGCAUAAAGAGUCCUGAA
Rana temporaria (common frog) is the source of this 3578-nucleotide messenger RNA. RefSeq names its product lysine demethylase 4B (gene KDM4B). Gene Ontology annotation, molecular function: histone H3K9 demethylase activity. The record is from RefSeq and is a predicted model, not a curated record. The transcript has 22 exons. Gene Ontology annotation, cellular component: nucleus. Lineage: Eukaryota; Metazoa; Chordata; Amphibia; Anura; Ranidae. Bases 158 to 3100 code for a protein of 980 amino acids. Gene Ontology annotation, biological process: chromatin remodeling.